Molecule: messenger RNA, 1534 nt
Organism: Pangasianodon hypophthalmus (striped catfish)
Lineage: Eukaryota; Metazoa; Chordata; Actinopteri; Siluriformes; Pangasiidae
Gene: itgb1bp1
Product: integrin beta 1 binding protein 1
Exons: 7
Coding region: 316-912 (198 amino acids)
Biological process (GO): negative regulation of substrate adhesion-dependent cell spreading; negative regulation of focal adhesion assembly
Cellular component (GO): cell periphery; lamellipodium; cytoskeleton
Molecular function (GO): integrin binding
Source: RefSeq, a predicted model, not a curated record
UGUUUGACCACACAGCACUGCGCCCUUGUUUAUGUUCUUGAGCUGAAGAGCAGAAAGUUUGUCUCCCAGGCCGCGGCUCCUUUAAGUUCAGCUGGGUGGAGUCGCACAGGAAGUGAAGUGUCAACGCUAGACUCGCCAAAACACAGAGAGAGCCGGAGACGUGGUGCUGUGAUGGUCCUGGACCUCGGUACGCUUUUAAACUGGUAACCACCACACGUCCAGAGCAGAGCGUUGGUUGGAGUGUGUUUAGAGGACUGGUGUUAGGAAGCGUGGAGUGCUGGCGUCAUGGUGAAGAAUGUGGUGUCGUGGUGAAGAAUGUUCCGCAAGGGCAAGAAGCGCCACAGCAGCAGCAGCUCCCAAAGCAGUGAGAUCAGCACCAAGAGCAAGUCUGUAGACUCCAGUCUGGGAGGCCUGUCCAGGUCCAGCACAGUCGCCAGCCUGGAUACAGACUCCACCAAGAGCUCAGGUAACAGUGCGUCCGAGACAUGUGCUGAGUUCAGAGUGAAAUAUUUGGGAGCUGUUGAGAAGCUGGACUUUGAGAUGAGCAAAACCCUCCAGGAGCCAUUAGACCUGAUCAGCUAUAUUGACGCAGCUCAGCAAGACGGAAAGUUGCCAUUUGUGCCUGGAGAAGAGGAGAUGAUCCUGGGAGUGUCCAAGUAUGGAGUCAAAGUGGCGUCUUUGGAUCAGUGUGACGUGUUACACCGCCACCCUCUCUACCUGAUAGUGCGCAUGCUGUGCUAUGAUGACGGUCUUGGAGCUGGGAGGAACCUCCUGGCACUCAACACCACCGAUGCCAAGCAGCAGGAGUGCAGCAUCUGGGUCUACCAGUGCAGCAAUGCGGAACAAGCUCAAGCCAUCUGUAAAGUGCUCUCAGCUUCCUUUGACUGUGUUCUGGCUUCGGAGAAAUCCUGAGGCCCGUCUCUCCUGUGAAGGCCAGGCCUCUAACAAAGGGGUCAAAUUGGCAUAACGGCAUGUAAUGUUUACAGUGUCCAUAGAAGUCACCCUUUUCACCCCGAACCGAGGCCAUUUUUGCUCCUCCUCUUGUAGCGGUUAAGUUCAGGAUUAAAACUAAGGUAUAUCUGCUCCAUGAUCAGGAUAUAAGAGCGACCUCUGCAAGGAGCAGUGUUUAUAUCAGUCAUGUACAUUCUAUCCUCUGCUUCUGAUAUUACAAUCUCCAGCAUCCAAAGGCUUUCCAGGCCAGCCUUUAGCCUAAUUUAAUCUUAUUUAAUGUAAAUAUACACUGAGCUCAGCAUAUGUUCUCUGCUGUGCUCCAGGAACUGUGCAUCUCAUGGGAUUAAUGCUAUCAGUGGUACAGUAUUUACAGAGCACAAGGACUUAUUCAUCAAACAUGCUGUAAAUUCCAGCUAUCUGUAGCUCUGUGGGUGGAAGGUUGGGGAGGUCUGCUGUUCACUGCUGUUUGUAACAGACCACCCUCUCCUGUCCUCUCAUAAAUCCUGGUCCAGAUGGGACUGGAUCAGUUCAUACGGUACUAUAACCUCAAAAACGGUACAAUAAACUUUUUAAUUGAUUUGAA